This is a messenger RNA of Cordyceps fumosorosea ARSEF 2679, 336 nucleotides long. RefSeq lists its product as hypothetical. The record is from RefSeq and is a predicted model, not a curated record. The coding region runs from base 1 to 336 and encodes 111 amino acids. Lineage: Eukaryota; Fungi; Ascomycota; Sordariomycetes; Hypocreales; Cordycipitaceae. The transcript has a single exon.
AUGCCCACGGGUGAGGUGAGGGAGCUGCCCGAGAGUUUGGGCAGCAACUAUCCCGAUGCGUAUCAACACCAUGCCCACUGCGGCACCAGGCCUCCCGUGAGAAGGCGUGCCGGAUCGUCAGAUGCAGCUAUCCUGGGCAGUCUUAACAAGCGACGACCUCUUACCCUUUUGGAGCGACUCGGCACCGUUUCAAAGGAAAUCUCUCCCAUCACACUCAUCGUCGACGCAGGAUCGAGCGGUGAGCGGUGGAGCGAGCACGAUCGAGCCACAAGGGUCUGGAAAAAGGCGACCACCAACUCCACCAUCGCCGCCAUCGCCAGCCAUGCGCACUGGUAG